Molecule: messenger RNA, 1502 nt
Organism: Saccostrea cuccullata (small rock oyster)
Lineage: Eukaryota; Metazoa; Mollusca; Bivalvia; Ostreida; Ostreidae
Exons: 3
Coding region: 9-1208 (399 amino acids)
Source: RefSeq, a predicted model, not a curated record
UUUUUCCAAUGGCCAGUGGUCAUACAGAUGAUACAGAGGGCCCAUCUGCCACCAAACGGCGGAGGGCGACCGAUUCUUUGUCUGUUGUGUCUACAGAUGACUUGUCAGAGUUUGAAUCUGAAGACUUAUUGAAAGCAUGCUUCAAGAUCUGUGAGACUGUUGAUCCACAUUUCACAUUGACACCGUACAAACUUAAAGCUUGCAAUGCAGUAGUUUCUAACAGGGGAGUGCACUUUUCUGAGGCAUUCUGUGACUUGCAAUCCUAUGAACAGAGUUUUCUGUUGGGUGACAUAUUCAGGACGGGGCUUGAUAUGGGAAUUGAAUUUCUGGAGGGGAGAAUUCCGGAGGCAAGACAUGAAAAAAUAAUUUUGGAAAGGCUCCUCAAGUUUUUGAAGGAUGAUAAAAAAGUUAAUAUGGAUAUUGAAAAUGAAGAUGACAUGACAUCUAUGCUGGCCAACCAUCUGUUUGCAAAGAUAGCAACAUGUUCUGACUACACCAUUGACCAACAUUGUAAAAGUAAAAGGAGAGGAAAUAAGUGUGCAUGUGGGAAUGUAAACUGUGUGGUGACUGGAGACUAUGGAGAUACCAGUAUAGGGAACCCUAAUGUAUGGCAUGGAAAUGUGGACAUCAUAAUCAAAAGUGACAUAAUUAUCCAGAACUUGGAGGAUGAACAAGAUAAAUCGUCCAAAAAUUCACCAGCUGAGGUGAAAUCUAAAAGUAAUCCACUGAGUAUGAACCCACAGCUGGUUGCAGAAACUAUUGUGUUCUCAUUUCUACAGAAGAAAAGACAUCCAGAGUUAUCUAACUUUCUCAUUCCUUCCAUUGGCAUUUCAGAUAAUGCCAUGGUUUUGAUGUUUUAUGAUUCAGAGCAUGAUGUGCUUUUGGAGAGUACCCCAGUUCCACUUUAUGUAGAAUCUGAAACCAGGUUUUCUGUCGAGGCCAUCUUCUUAGCUUGGCUAGCUGUUAAUUACCAAUUUUUGUGCACAGGGUUAACGGAAGACAUGCUCCAAUACAAAGCAGGUUUCUUUGCGCAAGCCGAGACAAAAAUAAAUGUGUAUAAGAAUGAACUUAAAAUGCCGAUGGUAGGUGUAACUCCACCCAAAGUAAAGGUGAGACAGCAGUUGAGUUUCAGUGAAUACAUUUCAAUAAAACAAAACAAGAUUAUUGAACUCAGAAGGAAAGGCUUAAAAUCCAUGGAGAAAAACUAGAAUAUCUUCAAGAGCACAAAGUGGGGGGAGGGGAGCGAAUGCAGCAUAAUGUGCACUUCUCUUAGUGUGAAACUUCUUCACUGUUUACCUGUUUUCUAAUGAUAGGUUACUCAGCAUUGUUGAUGCUACAAUAGUUUUGAAAGAAAACUAUAAUGAUGCUACAACAGUUUUGAAUGAAAACUGUACUUGAAUAUUGUUACUAUUGUUCAUUUCUUCAACCUAAUAUAAACAAAUUGUAUAGAAAUUAAAUUAUAUAAUUUUCUGUAAAUAUAUUGGUUUAAAAGAACAAUAAAA